GCGAGAGCAUUUACAUUCAUUUCAGUUCCACAUCUUAAACUUUAGCCAUGUUGUGAUAGUGAAGCCAUAAGUGUCAAGUAGUUUAGGAAUUUACUCGUUUUGGACUUUUUCAUUCCUUUCUGGCACGUUUCAAUUAAAAAUUCAAAGCAUGAAUAAUAGAAACGUCUUGAAAAUCGGAUUUAUUGGAGCUGGAAAAAUGGCUUAUGCAUUAGCUAAUGGAUGGCUUUCAACAGGAUUGCUGAAAAGUCGGUAUCUAAUUGCGAGUGCACAUCCAUCAGAUGAGGUCUCAUUGAAAUUAUUUAAAAGUUUGGGUGCAGAAGCUGUUACAGAGAAUCGAUCUGUUGUUGAAAAGUCACAAAUUAUUUUUAUAUCUGUGAAGCCUGCUGUCGUUAAACAUGUACUUGAUGACGUCAAGAAUAUUAGCAAUGGAAAACUUUUCGUGUCAAUUGCAAUGGGUGUAACUCUAAAUGAGAUUGAAGAAAUUUUGCCAAGUGACUCGAGAGUCAUUCGUGUAAUGCCAAAUACUCCGGCUAUUGUUCAAGCUGCUUGUUCUUGUUUUGUUAAAGGAAAAACUGCUACUCAUAACGAUGCAGAACUGAUAAGAGAAUUAUUCGAAAAAAUUGGGACUUGUGAGGAAGUAUCAGAAAAUAUGAUAGAUGCUAUCACUGCUCUUUCAGGAAGUGGACCUGCUUAUGUUUUUGUGAUGAUUGAAGCACUAGCUGAUGGUGGAGUAAAAAUGGGACUUCCAAGAGAUUUAGCUUAUAAAUUGGCGACACAAACCGUUUUGGGAUCUGCCAAGUUAGUCAAAGAUACAAACACACAUCCAGCGAUUUUAAAAGAUAAUGUAACAUCUCCAUCGGGUUCAACUGCCUCUGGCCUCCAUCAUUUAGAAAAAAAUAAUUUUCGUGGUGCACUUAUUGGAUGUGUUGAAGCUGCAACGCUCAGAUGCAGAGAAAUUUCAAGUAAAACGAAAUGAUUUUAAAUUUAAUAAUUGAAUAAUUUUUUAUUGCUUGCGUCAAUA
Chironomus riparius is the source of this 1021-nucleotide messenger RNA. Lineage: Eukaryota; Metazoa; Arthropoda; Insecta; Diptera; Chironomidae. The record is from the annotation of a GenBank genome assembly.